Molecule: messenger RNA, 2475 nt
Organism: Durio zibethinus
Lineage: Eukaryota; Viridiplantae; Streptophyta; Magnoliopsida; Malvales; Malvaceae
Source: RefSeq, a predicted model, not a curated record
UUGUCAAGGUACUAACAAAAUAUUUCUGUUAGAACAUACCAUUUUGUAAUUCUCCCCGUACUCAUCGCCUCACAAACCUCUCAAAAUCUCGUCCAACUAAGUAAAGUUCCAGUAAUAAUCCAGUGUCUAUCAGUGAAGCGAAACCAUGAAACCCAAAGCACUCAACAGUUUCUCUCUUCAUUUCUUCUUGGCCUUGCUAUGUACAGCGGCGGAGCAGGAAGCCCCAAACAGCGGCAGCAUAGUUUUUACUACGCUGGGCCGGCCAGAUUAUGCUUGGGACAUCUUUACUCUUCCACCUUUGGACCCACCAAAUCCUUCAAAUGAACUUCAGAUAACCGACGGUGAAUCCGUCAAUUUCAACGGCCACUUUCCGUCGUCCCCACCGUCCUCCAUCCUCUCGCUCCUACACAAUCGAACCCUCAUUCAACCCCGGGGUCCAGGAGCUCCUCCGCCUCUCCAGCUCAUCUACGUAACGGAACGCAACGGGAUUUCAAAUAUUUACUACGAUGCACUUUAUUACGGUGCACAGCCGCGAAGUGCCAGAUCGAGAUCAGCCCUUGAAAUUCCCGUACGAGUUCAAGCUCCUUUAUUGGGUUUAGAAGAAAGCAAGAAUCGGAUUUCGAUGAAAGAUAGACCGAGUUUGAGUGGGGAGAAUUUGAUUUACGUGUCAACUCAUGAGGACCCGGGUGAACCGAGAACCAGUUGGGCUGCUGUGUACUCAUCUCAUUUGGGAACUGGGUUGACUCGACGACUCACUCCUUAUGGAAUUGCCGAUUUUAGUCCCGCCGUGUCUCCUUCUGGGGUUUGGACAGCUGUGGCUUCGUAUGGGAGUAAAGGAUGGGAUGGGGAAGUGGAAGAACUGAGUACUGAUAUUUAUGUUUUUUUGACUCGUGAUGGGACUCACCGAGUCAAGGUUGUUGAACACGGUGGAUGGCCGUGUUGGGUUGAUGACUCGACUCUUUAUUUCCACAGGAGAAGUGAAGACCAGUGGAUAAGUGUUUAUAGAGCGACUUUCCCUAAAGAUAAACCGGUUUCUAUUGAGUCAGUGACGAUUCAGCGAGUCACACCACCGGGUCUGCACGCGUUCACCCCAGCUACUUCCCCAGGUAACCAUAAGUUCAUAGCAGUAGCUACGAGAAGGCCCAAUUCCAGUUUUCGACACGUAGAGGUGUUUGACCUUGUUAAAAACGAGUUUAUUGAGCUAACUCGACACGUUUCUCCUACAACUCACCACUUAAACCCGUUUAUAUCACCUGACUCAACCCGAGUUGGGUACCAUAAGUGCAGGGGAGAAAGUAAUAUAGGAAAAACUUCCCAACUAUUGCUUGAAAAUAUUAAAAGUCCAGUGCCAAAUCUCUCUCUUUUCAUUGUCGAAGGUUCAUUCCCUUCGUUCUCAUCCGCCGGUGACCGUAUAGCCUACGUGGAUUUCCCGGGUGUUUAUGUAGUGAACCGGGAUGGUUCGAACCUACGCCAGGUUUUCCCCUUGAAUGCUUUUGCGACCGCUUGGGACCCGGUUCGAAAAGGAAUAGUCUACACAAGUGCUGGACCGGAGUUUACAAGUGAGAGUACCGAGGUUGAUAUUGUAUCCAUCAGCGUUGAUGAUGCUGACCAAUCAAAUUUUAAAAAAUUGACCAUUGACGGAAAAAAUAAUGCAUUUCCCUCACCAUCACCCGAUGGUAAAUGGGUCGUGUUCAGGUCAGGUCGGACGGGUCACAAGAAUUUGUAUGUAAUGGAUGCGAUCCAAGGGGAGAUGGGUGGGCUUCAAAGAUUAACGGAUGGUCCUUGGACGGACACAAUGUGUAAUUGGUCGCCUGAUGGUCAAUGGAUCGUGUUUGCUUCAGAUCGGGAUAACCCGGGAUCGGGGAGUUUCGAGUUGUAUUUGAUUCACCCGAAUGGUACUGGCUUACGGAGACUAGUCAAGAGCGGGUCAGCCGGGCGGGCUAACCACCCGUCAUUUAGUCCGGAUGGAAAGAGUAUAGUGUUUACUACGGAUUAUGGAGGAAUAUCAGCUGAGCCAAUCUCAAACCCACAUCACUAUCAACCUUAUGGUGAGAUAUUCACAAUUAAAUUGGACGGUUCUGAUUUGAAGAGACUGACCCACAAUUCUUAUGAAGAUGGGACCCCUACGUGGGCCCCAAUAUACAUCAAUCCAGUUAAUGUGGAGUGGCCAAAGAGGCCCCAAUGUGCUUUUGAGGAUUGCCAUUGGCUCAAUGAAAUGCCUAAGGUGGAACCAUCGGGGUUAGCCAAGCCUCAAUGCGGUGCAUGAUACCAAGCUUUUCCUGCAUAUGUAAAAGAAUAAUUGUGUGCGUUGGAUAUUGUAAAUUUGUAUGGUGGAAAUAGUACUGGGGCACCAUAGGGACUUUUGUAAUUCUUUGGUGCUUUUUUUUUUUUUUUGGUGUAUUAUAUUUGUCUAUACUAUUUACGGAAUCAACUUUUUUAUCAAGAGAAAGAAUCCAUGAACAGAUGAUCUUGGAU